GGAGCACAGUGUGCGGAUGUUCAAGCACUGGUAAACACGUCGGCAUUCUCUGCGCCGGCUUAGCCUAGUUCCACAACUCUGACCUGGGAGGUAAAGCCAUUCCAGGACAUGAGACUAACGUUGUACCAGAUAAUCGUAGUUCAUCUUGGCCAGCCGGACAUGGUGCAGGUGCUGGAUCUGCUGCGCGUCUCCCCCGACGAUCUAUUCCCCGUCGGAAGCGACAAGAUACAAUCGUACGCCGAGCUAGUCAACGUCGCCAUCGCCCCCGACAACCCCAGGGCACACAUUGCAGCUGAGGUGACACUGGACAUGCUCCGGUCCGAGGAGUUCACCAUCGGCAACGACCUACCAGCAUCCGUGGCUGGCAGCAACGUUCGAAAUGGCCCGCUAGAACCAGACGUCAUGUACACGCUAUUCUACAGGGGUUUGUCCGACGGUCAGCGGGGCAAGCGACAGGUGAAUCCUGGCACCGAUAGGCUGGUUCAGACCUCCAGCUUCCAGCCGCUGCAAAUGACAGACCCACCUCAGUCGACCGAAUCGCUAACAGAACGGGCGGCAUUGACAAACCCAAUGACGGAGAGUUCUCAGCCGGAAGCCAACACCGGAGAUGAGGAAGGAAAUGGCAACAAUUUCUACAUCAUCGGUGCAGCCGUAGGAGGAGGCUUGCUGCUACUGCUGUUGCUAGCUAUUGGGUAUCUAGUGAAAACAAGAUCCAGAGGUAGGGAACAACCAGACGCAGCUUACCUAGGCAAGAGUGGAGCGUGGCACACAACUCCUGCCGCCACCGUCAUGGCCAAUCCUGCCGUCAACCAAGACAAGAAGCAGCCAGUUGAGAAUAUCUACACAGUGGGACCCAGUGCUACUGGCCAUGCACAGGGUGUGGAUACUCCUGUACCAGCACCCCAGCCGGUCAAAUGGACUGACGAGCCACAUCAUGAUGCCGCUGUUACUGUCAAUACAGUGGCACUAAGUGCCGACACUGAUGACAGCCCGCCUCCUGAGACCGGCACCUUCCUCGGUGGAGCCGAGCGACCUAAGAGCAGCACACCACCCCCAGAAGACGACUCUCUGUGCAGGAAAGACGCCAAUCUACCGGACACGGUCGCGAAAAGAGAAUCCUCGCCAGUGCCACCCCCUAGCGCUCUUUCAACGUCGCGCAACCAGGCGCCCGCAGCGGCCGAGGAUGAAACAAGCGGUGUUUCUGAGACAGCCGCCGUGAGCACGUUCCAUAGUGCCAGUAAUCCCGAGGUGCCACCUACCCCUAGCAAGCGCGAACCAAAGUCCUCACAGGAGGUGACACACCUGUAGCAUCAUCACUACCAUGGUAACGCAUCACACAAUUGGUUUAACUCCACUGCAGCGCACCCCCAUCCCGCCGCUCAUCUCCUAGACGCUCGCCUUCACGCCACUGUCGCCAAGACAACGACAAUGGUUGCCGAAAGGUGUAUAGCGUCGAUAUGUUUUGCAGAGCAGGCUGGUCAUGAGGCGGUCAGCUAUGUGUUAUGACAUCCGGGCUAGUUAUCAGCUAGUGUUCUUAGUUCAAUGUAUCACACGUAAUCAGCUCUUUUCAGAUUAUCUCCGAGAGGCAUUCAGCCAGUUCACUAUUGUCCUUAAAUUUGCUGCCAGCUACACUGCAUCUGAUAUUUCCCGCAGCUACCGCAGGCAUCAAUGCGUUGUUGUGCCAUAGUCC
Messenger RNA from Sycon ciliatum, 1690 nucleotides. RefSeq lists its product as uncharacterized. Bases 109 to 1308 code for a protein of 399 amino acids. The transcript is spliced from 9 exons. NCBI's taxonomy places the organism in Eukaryota, Metazoa, Porifera, Calcarea, Leucosolenida, Sycettidae. The record is from RefSeq and is a predicted model, not a curated record.